AUGAUAUACUGCCCUUGUGAAACAUGCCCUCACAGGAUGUUCAAGUCCUGGGACGAUCUUCUACAGCACUUGAAUGAUCCAAACACUGGUUGUCUGCCUGUAAUCAAUACAAAUGGAGGAUGUACUGAUCAUUCUGGAUAUCAUUACCACCCAUUAUCUGGAUAUACCUAUGGUACUGAUCUGAACAUCCUGGAGCAGAUGCAAGCAGGCAAAUUUGCCAAAGAUUGCAAAACCAACUGUUACUAUCCAUUUGUAGAUCGUGAUGAAUUGGAACUUGCAAGAUUUCUGUGCGAGAACAUGAAUCAGAGUGAAAUCAAUCGCUUCCUCAAACUACCAUGGAUUUGCAAACACUCUCCUUCAUUUACUUCAUCAUGUAUGCUAUUUUCCUGGAUUGAAGCUUUACCUAGUGGCCCUCGAUGGAAAGUACAAGAGAUGAAGCUGGAAGGCUUUCCAACUAAAAAGCCAUUAAUGCUUCUAUGGAGGGAUGGUCUCGAAGUUGUUCAGCAUCUAUUCUCCAAUCCUGUUUUUGCUAAUAACGUGGCCUUUGAUCCAAAGGCAGUCUAUGCUACAAAUUUUGACUUCGAACUAGAAAAACAAUAUGGUGAAUUUUUUACAGGUAAUUAUGUAUGGGAGUGUCAGGACAGAUUACCUGUAGGCGCAACAUUAGUGGGGAUUAUUGGAGCCUCAGAUAAGACUAUGGUCACAAGAGGAACCGGGGGCUUGGAGAUGCACCCGAUAUUCUUCACUAUCGGGAAUAUUAACUCACAGGUCAGAAUGAAGGCGACGUCUCACGCUUGGAUUUGCGCUGGUUUCCUGCCAAUCCCAAAGUUCAACAGAAACUCUGAUAUUGCAACCCUGUUGUCCUCGCGGGUCUACCAUGCUUGCAUGGACAAAAUCACCCAUAGGUUGAAAGAUUGUGCUAGGAAUGGUGCAUUUUUUACCGAUCCAUUUGGACAAGUACAACACACAUACACCCCUCUUGUUGUGUGGAUAGCCGAUCUUCCUGAACAACAACUCAUUGCAUGUGUUGCCAAAAAUUCUUCCCCCGUAACUCUGGCCAGCCUGAAACAGUUUGGCGAUGCAGAAACAUACCCUUCCCGUCAUGAGGCGAAGAAGAUCGGACUAAGUGGCGUAUACGAAGCUUUUUGGCGUGACUGGGCGCACUCCAACCCGGCUACAUUCAUUGUCCCUGAAAUUCUCCAUACUUGCCAUAAAUUCUUCUUUGACCACAUCCUUGUCUGGUGUAAGGAGAUCAUGGGAAAACCAGAGCUAGACGCUUGCAGAGAGCAUUGGGAUAUACAACGCAGCAUAGUAGCUGUUAUUUGUGGCCGCGCAUCUCCCACAUUCCUUCGCGUCAUCCGUGCUAUGAUAGACUUUAUCUAUCAGGCCCAAGCUCCAGUACAUAGUGCCGCUUCUAUUGUAGCGUUGGAAAUGACGCUUGGCGAAUUCCACAGGGAAAAGGAUGCCAUCUUGCAAGCAGGGGUUCGAAAAGGGAAGAAUGGUCCCUUCAAGCUCUUCUGGAUACCGAAACUGGAGCUAAUGCAAAGUUUUGGUCGCGCCAUUCUACAGAUGGGUUCUAUCAUGCAGUAUACCACUGAUGUCACUGAGCGCUUACUCAUCACUCACUUUAAGCAUCCAUUUAGCAACGGCAAAAAUCACCGCAGCGACUUCGAGCUGCAGUGUGCUCGUAUUCUUGAUUGGCUGGAGAGGAUUCAAUUAUUUCAUAUACUUACUUUACUCCUUUCACAUGGACUCAGCCUGAUGAACACUUUAGUGGAGGCGGAGGAGGAGACAAUCUUUUUUGAGAUGAACCCAGAGGAUGAAUGGAUAUCUCGUGUGCUUCCCGAAGAGAAGAGUAUUCAAGGUAUUCGCACUGCGCAGAAUCUCUUCUUGAAAGGGAUACUUUCAGAGGACUGUCGAGCAGCCUUCCAUACCAACAGUGCCCCAGAUCUCCCCAAAGUCUCUAUCAACCAAGCGGCGCAAAAAUUUGGCCUCAAAGACUUUUUCAUUCGGUAUGCCAUAGCAAACGGUGACCGUGGCGAUGCACUCUCUUUCAAUGAUGUUCAUGUCUGGUUCAAAUUCAGGAUUCAGCUUUUUUCUGUUCACCGACCAAAGUCAGUGAUGUCUCCUCAGAUGGUGCAUGCUCAGCCGCCCUCUCCUUCUGCUCUAUAUGGUAGCUGCGAUCCGGUGCUAGUGAACAAGAUAUUUGAUGAGAAAACAGUUUCCGAAGUUGCCCAAGUUCGAAUGAUUUUUCAGCCGGUCUCUCAAAAAGGUGGUGCAGAUCUUCCAAUAUGGCUAAAAGAAACGCUCUUAUACAUCCAGAAUUUUGACUUCACGUGGAGAGGUAGGGAUGAUAUGGUGCUGGAGGAACCGGACAUCAACAUGUAUCUUGUUGAGAGAAGCUUUUCGUCCGUGUUAGAUUCCAGUGGACAAAGAAUGCGUGCAGGGGAAAUCAUUCCACUUGUUAGUGUAUCACAUGCGGUCGGCUUAAUCCCUCAUUUUGGUCAUACCAUAGACCCACAGCUCACCAUGAACAAUUCACUCAAGAUUCCAAUAUUUUUUUACCUGAAUCACUAUGCAGACAAAGAGCUUUACCAGACAUUGUUGUAA
Serpula lacrymans var. lacrymans S7.9 is the source of this 2610-nucleotide messenger RNA. RefSeq lists its product as uncharacterized. The coding region runs from base 1 to 2610 and encodes 869 amino acids. The transcript has 6 exons. The record is from RefSeq and is a predicted model, not a curated record. Lineage: Eukaryota; Fungi; Basidiomycota; Agaricomycetes; Boletales; Serpulaceae.